Molecule: messenger RNA, 5054 nt
Organism: Candoia aspera
Lineage: Eukaryota; Metazoa; Chordata; Lepidosauria; Squamata; Candoiidae
Product: flavin-containing monooxygenase 1-like
Exons: 10
Coding region: 174-1772 (532 amino acids)
Molecular function (GO): N,N-dimethylaniline monooxygenase activity; NADP binding; flavin adenine dinucleotide binding
Source: RefSeq, a predicted model, not a curated record
UGUGCAUCUCAUAUUUCAAAGUUAAUUCCCUCAGAGCUGCUUGGACAAGCUCGUGAAAUCUCAGCAGAUUCUACUGGGGGCUUCUGAAAUGAGUCUUGCAUGAAGAAAAGUUCUGGAGAACUUGAAAGCUUGCAUACUAUUUAGUGAACUGAAGUUGUCGUAAUAAAGAAGCCAUGCCGAAAAAAGUAGCCAUUGUUGGAGCAGGCGUGAGUGGACUGACCUCCGUCAAGUGCUGCCUGGAAGAGGGGCUGGAGCCAACCUGCUUUGAGCAAAGCGAUGACAUAGGGGGGCUGUGGAGAUUCACAGAGUAUGUUGAAGACGGAAGACCCAGUGUGUACAAGUCAAUGGUCAGUAACAGCUCUAAGGAGAUGUCUGCAUUCACAGAUUUUCCAUUCCCAGAAAAUUUUCCAGCCUUUUUAUCCCAUGACCAACUCCUGGAAUAUCUGAGGAUGUAUACAAAACAUUUUGAUCUCCAGAAAUACAUUCAAUUAAAGACAAAAGUGAUCAGCAUAAAGAAGGGUCCUGAUUUUUCUACCACUGGCCAGUGGGAUGUGGUUACAGAGGCCAAUGGAAAGCAGAAGUCAACCAUUUUUGAUGCUGUGAUGGUUUGUGUUGGUUGCCUUACUGAGCCUUCAUUGCCACUCAACAGUUACCCAGGCCUAGAAAAGUUUAACGGUCACUAUUUUCACAGCCGGGAAUACAAAAACUCAGAGGUAUUCAGGGAUAAAAAAGUGCUUGUGAUUGGCAUGGGGAAUUCUGGAGUUGAUAUUGCAGUGGAAGCCACUCAAACAGCAAAAAAGGUGAUGAUCAGCACAGAAAGAGGUGCUUGGGUAAUAAGCCGUGUUUUUGAUAAUGGCUACCCCUGGGACAUGGUGUUCCUAUCUCGUUUUAUGAAUAUUAUCCGAAAUAGCCUUCCUGGACAUAUCACAACAGCGUUGAUUGCAAACAGAGUGAGCCAGUGGUUUAACCAUGCAAACUAUGGCUUAAUUCCCCAAGACAGGAGUGUGAUGAGAGAGCCUAUAUUAAACGAUGCACUUCCUCCAUGCAUUCUCACUGGAAAGAUCUCUAUUAUGCCUGCAGUGAAAGAGUUCAAAGAGAAUGCUGUUGUAUUUGUAAAUGCUCCCACUGCAGAGGAAGUAGAUAUUGUUGUCUUUGCCACUGGAUACAAAGCUUCUUUUCCUUUCAUUGAUGAAUCAAUCCUCAAGGUUGAAAACCGUCAUGCUUCCUUGUACAAAUACAUCUUUCUUCCUCAACUAGAGAAACCAACACUAGCCAUUGUCGGCUUCAUCAAACCCUUUGGUGCAAUCAUGCCGGUUGUUGAAAUCCAAGCACGCUGGGUCACACGUGUCUUUAAUGGUUUGUGUAAAUUGCCUCCAGUGAAAACCAUGAUGGCAGAAAUCAAUGAAAAGAAAAAAAACAAAGUCAACUGGUUUGGCCUGUCCUUUGAUGAAGUUCUGAAAAUAGAUUGCCUUGUGUACUGUGAUGAACUUGCUUCCUUUAUGGGUAUAAAACCUAGUGUGCCAGCUCUACUUCUCAAAGAUCCCAUACUAGCAAUGAAGAUUUUCUUUGGCCCCUGCUCUCCCUACCAGUUCCGUCUGACUGGACCAGGAAAGUGGGAUGGAGCCAGAAACGCAAUCCUGAACCAGUGGGAACGAGUCGUGAAACCUUUAAGAACUCGAGUUGUGGAAGAUUCUGUGAAUUGGUUCUCUUACCUAUUGAAAAUGUUUGCCAUAUUUGUUAUCUUUGUUGGAAUUUACCUUACUUUCAAUUAGUUUUUGCAGAUCACUUUGGGAGAGCCAGGUUCCAAUUUCUCCUUCAAAAAGCGUGUGCUACUCCAGGCCCUCAGGCACCUCCACAAAAAAGUUUUGAGGGCAAUCCUCAAAGUUCUCCAGAAGUUACUACAAAAUGUUAACUUUGGAUGAGAUUAUUAUAUUACAUUAUUACAUGACUGGAUAGUAAUCACAUUAAUUAUAUUUAAUUUUAAUUAAUGGUAAAAGAAGACAUAAAUGUUGACCUGAUCCAGUUCACUACUUUUUGAAGUGCACCCUUGUCAUGACACCAAAAAGCCAUUAUCUGGCCCUCAGCUUUAGCCAUGACGUUUUCUUGUUCUUGUCAGUCAUUCAGUUAACAUAAAUACUUAAAACUGCUGCUAGAAUAUAUAAAAGUCUUAACUAAUUGAUCUUUCUGUGGCCAGAAAAGUAGGGCAUGAUUAAAGUUCCUGUUCUCCAAAAGCCAGUAUUGAGAGCUAUUGUGAUAGUACUUAUUGAUAGAUUUACUUUUCACAAGUGUUUCUAAUCCCCUUCAAAAUUAUUCAAAUGGAUCAUGCAACACUCUAUAUUGUGGAAGCAAAUUUCAUAAUUUAUGUGAAGGAUACCUCUCUUCUUUCUAAAAGCAAAGCAGCUACACUGCUUUGCUUUACAUUGAUCCCAGCCUCUCUCAUCAGGCAAUUCUAGUGGCUGAAAGAGGCUCCUAUGCUUAUGCAGGAAUCUCUUCCUGCCUGUCAGCCCUUCAAGGUAGUCCAAGCAGGAAACCAAAACCAUGAGUACUAAUGCUACCUUCAUUGUAAGAUUACAGUAACAGAAUCUUGCACUUCCCCCUUCCCCUUCGUUUUAUUUUCCAGAGAACUAAGGAGGGUCCCUUCUGAGACACUUUCCCCAUCCUCAUCCCUCCUUUGGAUUCAGAUUUCUCUAAUCAGACUAUUGUCAAGGCUGUGACUCUUCCUCCUGUCUCCCAAGGUUAUUCUCACAGACCAUUACAUUGCCCUUCUAGUCAGCACCUGGAAGCAUCAGAGGUUUUGGUGCAUUUGCAGAGCACAUAUGUACUACUGGAACUGUGAGAUGAAGUUUCAGAUCAGUGUGAAACACUCUGAUGUGAAUUACUGUCAUGUCAAUUUGGCAUCCAAGGGCAAACUUAGCCAUUUCACAAAGGUCAGUAACUAUAGUAGUUAAUGGCUUGAAUUUACCUUUACCCUUCCUCCCUCUGCUACCUGCGUGUCAUGUCUUGUAAUUCUGGAUCUUCUAAGCAUUGACCUUCAACUUCUCUUUUAUGAAUUUAUUGGUACCCUCAUGGUUUUAGAUGGAUUAGGGUUUUGAGAAGAGAAGUAUAAAUCAGAUGUAAAAAUGGCAAUUUCCACUUAAUAUAAGAACAUAAGAGCUCUGUCAGAUCAGGCUGUAGACUCAUCUAGUACAGCUUUGUGUGUCACACAGUGGCCAACUGGAUGCAUCUGGAAAGCUAAAAAGUUAACAUCCAAAGGGGCUCCAAACCAACCUAUCUGGGAUACAAAGAGAUGUCAGAGCUCCAUGCCAGUGUUAUAGAUUUAAGCCAUGAUCAACCUUGUUUUCAUUUGGAAGGCUCCCACGCAGGAAUGAUCUUUUUUUUCCCAGAAUUUCUGGCCAAUAGCUGCACAAACCCACCACUUAUAAGGUGCCUUGUUUUGACUGAUCUUGCAGAUGCAAAAUUAUAAGAGAGCCAAGCUGAGAGAUUUGUUUGAAUGUUGCCUUCAUUUCCAUUUUGUUUUAAUGAACUUAAUUAAGUUUCUAUUUACAGAGCUCAUUAGAGAACAAGUGUUUAAAGAAAGUUAGUUACGUGACUGAAAAUGUACUAACCAAGUCAGCCUCUCCAACCUAUUACUCUCCAGAUGUUUUAGACCAUACCCUAAACCAUCUUCAUGUGGCUAGAAGCAAGGGAUCUGAAUCAUUUAGCAUUCUUGGUUGUGGUAUUUUCCUAGUUUAUUUUAACUCGUUUACUUACUAACGUGCUAUUUACAAAUGAAGAAACUGGUUUAAUAUCUUUGGCUACCAUACACAUAUGAUUCUAUUUCUAUUCCUACUGCAAAUGUUUGCCACACCAGGACAUUAAUUUACUCUGUAAGACUGCCUUUUAAAAUCAUGGAAACACAUUAAGAAUAUAAGAUGACUCAGAACCUUGCUUUCAGCAUUGCUGAACCUGAUCCCUUUGGAAGGCUCCCAUGUGGGAUGUAAAAGCAAUAUGAUUCCUUAACCUGGCAACUGACCUUGGAGGUUUCAUUUGACUAUGAUAAUUUAUAGAUAUUGAUAUAUGCAAUUUUGUACCAUAAUUCUCACAAGUCUCAGUCACCAAUGGUCAGACAUAAUGGGAACUAUAAUCCAAAAAAUUGUGAAACUUCACAAGACCUCAGUCUGAACUUGGCAAAAAGGUCAGGAUAUGGAUCGCUUAUCUGAAGUUUCAUAGUCUUAUCUUAGAUAAGCUCAUGUUCGUGAUAUCAGUGAUAGAACCUAACCUUGUCUUCUAAAACCUCUUUUUCUAUUUCCUUUCAUGUUUACCAUACAUUGGGUCUUCUCCAAAGAACUUUGCUUGCACUGUGUCCAAAAUAUUUACUGUAAACUUUAGCUUCAUUAUCUGUGCUUGCAGUGAGCAGUAUGGUUUUACUUCAUUUGGUAUUGAAUGACUUAUGCUUGUUACAGUCCAAGGUAGUCUCAAAAACUUUCUCCAGUGCCACACUUCAAAGGCAUUGAGCCAUUAGCCUUUUUGAUGGUUAUAUGUUAAGCUGGUAAGACCAUGGCCUUGACAAUAUGUACUUUCACUGUCAAGAUAUUACACUUUUAAUAAGCAAAUUGCAUUUUAAACACUUUAAAUCAUGUCAUAUUAAAUAUGUUUAACUUUAAAUACCAUUGCAUAAUAAUUAGCAAAGAUUUUCUGUUUGUAUGCUCAGUAAUAGUUACAGUAUGGAAAAGAUGGCAAAUUUCAAAAUGGAAAAAAAAAAGUUACAACCUAUUUUGCUUUAUAGCCUUUUUUAUAGUUAUAUGUUAAAAUUUGUAAGGCCAUGACCUUGAUAUGUACCUUUGCUGUCAGAUAUACUAUGUUUUAAUAAGCAAAUUGUACUAUAAACACUUUAAAUAAUUUCAUAUUAAUUACAUUAGCAACAUCAAACAUCAUUGCAUAACAAUUAGCAAAGAUUUUCUAUUUGUAUUCACAAUAACAGUUAUAGAAUGGGAAAGAUGGCAAGUUUCAAAAGGAAAAGAAUGUUACAACAGAUUUUGCUUCAUAUUCAAAGGAAUUAUACAUGCUUACAUGUU